AUGGAGGCCUUCAAGACAGGCUUAAUAAAAGAACUGGAAAAUAUGGAAAUAAAACCACGGCACUUCAAUCUAACUAAAGAGGAAAGAACAGCCCUAAAGAACUUAGAAAAGAAUUCCAAUAUAGUAAUAAAACCGGCUGAUAAAUGGGGAGGAGUGGUAGUUAUGGAUUUUACCAAGUAUGAACAGGAACUUGAGAGGUUAAUAUCAGAUGAGACGACCUAUGUGCCCCUGCAAGAAAAUCCCACAUCCAAAUAUCAGAGCAAGCUAAAUAUAUUCCUGAAGUCCGGCUUUGAGCAAAAUAUCCUGAAUAAAAGAGAGUUAGAUUAUCUCAUGAUUAAAUCCCCAGUAGUCCCAGUCAUAUACCAACUUCCAAAAAUCCACAAAGAUUUGACCAAUCCCCCGGGGAGACCCAUAAUUUUGGGGAUUGAUUCACUGAGCAGCAGGUUGUCAGAAUAUGCUAACUUCUUUCUACAGAAGUAUAUGGUUAGUGCGCCCUCGCAUUUUCGGGAUACGGGGAGUGUUAUUGAUGUGGUCAAGAAUUUUGGUAGUAUUAAAGAUAUCAACAAUUUUUGGCUGGCGACUGUGGACGUGACAUCGCUGUAUACCAGCAUCCUGUCCACCGUCAGACUGAGAGCGAUUAAAGCUGCAUUGGCUAAGGAUGAGUUUAUGCCAGAACAACAGGGUCAAUUCAUCCUAGAUAAAACCCUCAAGCUGGAGGUGUCAGGAGGCGGCGUGAUUAGGGGGCCGGCGGGCAAUAAUGAUUGCCGCAUUUACGUGGGGAACUUGCCCCCUGAUAUCCGCACCAAGGACAUCGAGGACGUGUUCUACAAGUACGGCGCCAUCCGGGACAUCGAUCUGAAAAAUAGGCGAGGAGGUCCUCCGUUCGCUUUUGUAGAAUUUGAAGAUCCGAGGGAUGCAGAAGAUGCUGUUUACGGACGUGAUGGGUAUGAUUACGAUGGGUACCGUCUACGCGUUGAAUUUCCACGAAGUGGUCGAGGGGCAGGAGGAGGAGGAGGUGGAGGAAGAGGAGGAGGUGGUGGUGGUGGUGGUGGAGGAGGCGGCGGAGGAGGAGGAGGUGGUGGAGGUGGUGGAGCACCACGUGGAAGAUAUGGGCCUCCAUCCAGACGCUCAGAGUACAGAGUAGUAGUAUCAGGACUGCCUCCAAGUGGAAGCUGGCAGGAUUUAAAGGAUCACAUGCGUGAGGCAGGUGAUGUAUGUUAUGCCGACGUUUACCGGGAUGGUACUGGUGUUGUCGAAUUUGUGCGGAAGGAAGAUAUGACCUAUGCUGUGCGGAAACUGGAUAAUACUAAAUUUAGGUCACAUGAGGGAGAAACUGCCUACAUUCGGGUUAAAGUUGAUGGUCCAAGAAGUCCAAGCUAUGGAAGAUCGCGUUCUCGCAGUCAUAGUCGUAGCAGGAGCCGUAGUAGAAGCAACAGUCGCAGCCGCAGCUACUCACCAAGAAGAAGCCGUGGAUCCCCUCGCUACUCUCCCCGCCACAGCAGAUCUCGUUCACACAUAUCUGAAGAGAUGGAUUAAAGGAUAAUGGAGGACAUUUCAAUCAUUUUAGGAUUGUCAAAUGGAGGCUUGAGGAGGAUCAAAUCAAAUGUGGAGGCCAUGGUUUGGAUUGGAGAGGGCUCACUGGAUCCCAAUCCUGGAACUGGAUCAUUGGAUUCAAAUCAUAGGAAGGAGUGAAUAGGAUAGGGAGAAAGCAUUACCAGGAUUCAUGGAGCGGGAUCAGAUAACAAGGAUCAUAGGAGUGGAUUCCUGCCCAUCUUAACCGCAUUCAUGUGGAUUUUUUAUUUUUUUUUAAAUCCUCAAUUGGCUAUUGUAUAGAAAUUUUUGGAAGCGCUUAGAA
Bufo bufo (common toad) is the source of this 1855-nucleotide messenger RNA. It is a transcript of the gene SRSF1, whose product is annotated as serine and arginine rich splicing factor 1. Gene Ontology annotation, cellular component: ribonucleoprotein complex; cytoplasm; nucleus. Bases 1 to 1536 code for a protein of 511 amino acids. Lineage: Eukaryota; Metazoa; Chordata; Amphibia; Anura; Bufonidae. Gene Ontology annotation, molecular function: mRNA binding. The record is from RefSeq and is a predicted model, not a curated record. The transcript has 7 exons.